AUGAAGGAAGGACGUAAGAAAGACAUUUACAAAGAGUCCUCCGUGCGCCGCGGCCCCAGACUCAGUGUGUCUAUCCAGGAGCACAUGGCCAUCGACGUGUGUCCAGGACCCAUUCGACCAAUCAGAACAAUCUCUGCCUACUUCCCCCGGCUGUCCCCCACCUCACCUGGCCCCUCCCCCAUCUCACCUGGCCAUGCACCAACCUCACCUGGUCCCGCCCCCUUGAGCCCUUCCCCAUUUGUGCUCAGUCCCACCCCCUUUUCCCACAGCCCCGCCCCCCUCAGCCCUUCUCAUUAUCACAUCAGCCCCUCCCCCUCCUGUCUUAGCCCCUCCCCUUUCAUCUACAGCCCCUCCCACAUACCUUUAAGCCCUGCCCAUUCAUGUCUAGACCACUCCCCUUUUACCUACAGCUCCACCCUUAUGCCUCUAAGCCCUGCCCCCUUCUGCCUCAGCCCUGCCCCCUCGUUGAUGCCACCUCGUGGUUGGUCGCUGAACAGCAGCGUGGAGGUGCACAGCUCCGACAGCGACGACAGCACUGCUCUUGGAUCCCUGGAGUUUGAGCUCUUGUACGAGCAGAGCUCCAGUCAACUGCACUGUACUGUUCUCCGAGCUAAGGGUCUGAAGUCCAUGGACUUCAACGGCCUGUCAGAUCCAUACGUCAAACUGCAUCUGCUGCCAGGAGCAUGUAAGGCAAAUAAACUGAAAACGCGGACUAUUCGGAACAGUCUGAACCCGGUUUGGAACGAGAGACUCACGUACACCGGGAUCACAGCAGGAGACCUGCUGCGCAAGACGCUAAGGCUGACAGUCUGUGACGAGGAUAAACUCUCUCAUAACGAGUUUAUCGGAGAAUCUCGAGUCGCUUUGAAGAGACUGAAACCAAACACCUACAAACACUACCACACCGUUCUGGAACACCCUCCUCCUUGGGAGAAGGAGCAGCUGCAGAGUCAGGAGGAGCGAGGUCGUCUGCUACUGUCGCUCCAGGUGGUCUGUGAGCCGCCACCCUCUGACUCCGCCCCAUUAGAACCCGCCUCCUCUGACUCCACCCUCUCCUCCAGGACAGGCCUCUGUGUGGGGGUUCGGCGCUGCGCUCACCUCGCCGCUAUGGACGUCAACGGCUUCUCCGACCCCUACGUUAAAAUAUACCUAAGGCCCGACCUGAACAAGAAAUCCAAACACAAGACUCAAGUCAUCAAGAGGACACUCAACCCAGAGUACAACCAGGAGUUCUUCUAUGACAUCUCUAUGUCCGAGCUGAGCUCUAAGACGCUGGAGGUGACUGUCUGGGACUACGACCUUGGACGCUCCAACGACUUCAUUGGGGGCGUGUGUCUGGGAGCUCAGGCUCAGGGCGACGCUCUCAGGCACUGGAGCGAGUGUCUCAAGAACAUAGGAAGAAGAGUGGAGAAAUGGCACAUACUGACCAACCAGCUGCCAAGGACAAUCAACCAGGAACAAGACUGA
Knipowitschia caucasica is the source of this 1467-nucleotide messenger RNA. The record is from the annotation of a GenBank genome assembly. Lineage: Eukaryota; Metazoa; Chordata; Actinopteri; Gobiiformes; Gobiidae.